Tachysurus fulvidraco (yellow catfish) is the source of this 1642-nucleotide messenger RNA. RefSeq lists its product as uncharacterized. Gene Ontology annotation, molecular function: zinc ion binding; DNA binding. The coding region runs from base 131 to 1543 and encodes 470 amino acids. Lineage: Eukaryota; Metazoa; Chordata; Actinopteri; Siluriformes; Bagridae. The record is from RefSeq and is a predicted model, not a curated record. The transcript is spliced from 4 exons.
AGGCGUUACCUUAGUAACUCAGUGCGGGUUCGAUUAGUCAGGUAUUCUGCCGAAACUACACGAGGACCAGGACUCGUUUGUGAUUGUUUGCUUAAUAUCUCUAAUUUUCUGCCCAUCUUUCUGUCAGGAAAUGGCGGAUUCACAGGAGGACAAGCUUUACAAAGCCGAGUAUGCAAAAAGCGGUCGGGCUUCGUGUAAGAAGUGUAAAAAAGACUCGCUGAGGAUGGCUAUCAUGGUGCAGUCGCCCAAGUUUGAUGGUAAAGUGCCACACUGGCAUCAUUUCUCGUGCUUCUGGCUCCGCGCGGCCGUGCAGUCGUCGUCGGACAUCUCGGGCUUUACGGAUCUCCGCUCGGAGGACCAGGAGAAAGUAAAGAAGGCCAUCGAAAGCGGAGGAUCUGUUGGUGGUAAAGCGGACCGUAAAGGAGCAGGUAAAGGAGAGAAGUCACUGAAUGACUCCGCAGUGGAGUACGCCAAGUCCAACAGGAGCACCUGCAAAGGCUGUGAUCAGAAAAUAGAGAAGGCUUCGCUGAUCCAUCACCGAAGCCCUGCUGUCAGCAACUCAGAACAGCUUUCAGGCUUGACACGAAGGCUUGUGGAUUUGGAGGCAAAAGUUGGUUUGUUGGAGGCACGUUUGAAUGAGCGGUCUCAUCCGCCGACCGCUGAUAAAUCUACGGCUACAGACAGUCCGGUCGAUGUUCUUCCGACUCCGGUGAAACCUCGAACCGAAUGUCAACAGGCGACCCAUAUCCAUCCGUCUGGUCAUGGGGAAUUUAGCUUAACCAAUGGACAUUUGGACAUUGACAGUCUCAGUUUCCCAUCGGCCGUUUCUACACCGUGUAUUGACCGCACUCGUCCUGCAGAUAUAACUGUGGACUCAUUUGACCGCACUCGUCCUGCAAAUAUAAUUAAGGACACACCUGACCGCACUCGUCCUGCAGAUAUAAUUGUGGACACACCUGACCGCACUCGUCCUGCGGAUAUAAUUGUGGACUCACCUGACCGCAAUCGUCCUGCAGAUAUAAUUGAGGACUCAGUUGACCGCACUGGUCCUGCAGAUAUAACGGAGGACUCCGCAUACUUGCUUGCUUGCUAUUCACCUGUUCUAGAAAUGUACAACAGAUCACAGCAAUCUCCCUCAGCAAUGUCAUCAUUUUGUUUGAGGCUGCCUGAAACACCAAAAAAGUCUGUUCGAAGGUCUCUCAUGGGAGUAAUUCUAGAUGAUGUGACUUUAAAUCACGUGUCCCUGGAGGUCGAGAAACAACUUUAUGUGGAUGCAACAGGAUCAGACGGUACACCUAGAGCAGAUCGUUUUGCUGCUAGUUUGUUUAAAAGGUUGAUUCCCCUAACAGUUUAUCAUGACUGGGUAGGUUCUGUGAACUAUGAUGGGAAAAGGGGAAAAAACGCUCUGCCAAGGAAUGUACGUCAAGCCAUUUCCGACGCCAUUGCUAGGAAAUUCCAUCCCGCCUCGUGUGACUGGAAGCUCAUUAGAGACAGAAUUAACGAGCUUCUCAGAAAGAAGCGAUUAAGUUUUCCUCUUUUUUAAAAUGCUGUAAAUAUCUUUUUUAACUUGUAUGAUACAACGUUGAAACAAAUGGCGAAUGGUAAACGGUUGGAAAGGAUCAAUAAAAGAAAUGUUUUAUGA